UGUUUAUAUUUACUGAACAUUUACUGUGUGCCCGGCAGUAGGAUUUGACCAGACUGAUCUCAUUUAUUCUCUGCAGCUGCCCAAUACUCCUUUUCAAAGCCUCAGUUCUGAGCAAGAUGUGUUGGGAAAACAAGGAGGGGGUUUCAAGUAGUGUGUUCAGUGGUUCUGAGGGCUGCAGAGUCAAGAAAGGGAAAGCCCUGCUCUUGAACCUGGGGUUUGCCACCUGGGAGGUGUUUGAGGACUCGCUGAAGAAGUGAUGGGUGAUUCAGGCGCCAGGCUGCAGAGAUGGGAAAACUUGAGGAGACACACAAUCCCACAUGCUGAGUCUCUCUCCUGCCUCAUGUAAGGGGCCCCAGUCAGAAGGACUGUGCUUCUUGGCACAUUCCUACUUCUCUCUGAUGAUGGGCAUCUUGCUUGACUGAGCUUCUCCUCCCCCUCCCAAGAAUCCCAUUGCCCAGGGUGAUCAGACAUGGUGCCCUCAGCCUUCAGGCCUAAACAGCCAGAGUAAUCCUGCCUGGAGCCAGACAGGGAACUCUGUAUAAACCGUGGGAUUUUUCCCGGGCUCCAUACCAACAACUGUUUAUUCAAAGCAAAAACGUCUUAGGUGUUGGCAAGACACCAGGCUGAAGAUGAGCUUAUCUUUCAUGGGUGCUUCUUAAUUAGAACCUAAAAAUUUUAAAUCCUACUCAGUCACACUCAUGCUGGCUUUCUUUAGCUUUUAGAGUCUAGAGAAGAUCAAAAUUACUAUUCGCCCAGAGCAGCAUUAAUUGGCCACAGUAUCCGGUGGUUUCAUUGCUCCGUAAUAAGGUUAUUUACGCUCUUUCUCGAGUUCUUUAAUUACUAUGCACAUGGAUUCCCAUCUGCCUUUACUCAUAGUGGCCCGAAGAUCUUCCCUAACUUCUUAAGGUAUUCUUUCCCCGACGACAACACACCGAUCCCCAAUCCCCGAGGCUGGUGUGCUGUGGAGAAACGGAAGGCGUUCAUUUCCCUGGUCGUAAAACCCCACAUCUACUGGUGACAAGUCAGAAGAAGCCAGAAUGCUCUUUCCAAGCCAAAAUCCCAGGCACAAACGAAGUUAGCGUCUUGGCCAGGAAGCCGAAAAUGCGAUAGACCGUCCUACCCUUCCCAGUGGUGCUCAAGAUGUGCAGCAAUGAAGUGGCUUGUGCAUUUGGGCUGAGGGGUGCCGGCUUUUGGUGCUUCUGUUGCUUUCCUUCUGGCUAGCCAUUUUCCAAAAUGCUGUGAAUGGUCCCGCACGAGAAAAACACUAUGCAAAUAUAGGCGCCCUGGGACCUCGACGGAGGGGGUGCUCUGAAGCUGGUGGGUGAAUGCAGAGAGGGAAGCAAGACUGCAGACCACCCGUGCUACAGACCAGGGAGAAACGGAGAAGUCACGGCUCUCCACCCUAAACAGCGCCGGCCGCCCGGAAGAGUAGAGAAGCGUCCUUCUACCGCCUAGAGAGGCUAAACCCGCGUGUCCGCUCUGCCUGCGCCGCGUCUCUAUGGCGGCCCUAACGGCCCAUUUGGUGGCUGAGCAAAAUGAACGCGGGCGGUGAUUCCGACGAUAGCAGCGCUUCGGUUGCUGCGCGAUCGGCGAGGUCCGGAGAAGGGAGCCUCGCGGAGGAUGGCUUUGUCCCGUCGGCGCUGGGGACCCGAGAGCAUUGGAAUGCUGUCUAUGAGAGAGAACUACAAACCUUCCAAGAAUAUGGAGAUACAGGAGAAAUCUGGUUUGGGGAAGAGAGUAUGACUCGACUAAUAAGGUGGAUGCAGAAACACAAGAUCCCAUUGGAUGCUUCAGUGCUCGAUAUUGGAACUGGAAAUGGUGUUUUCCUGGUUGAACUUGCAAAAUUUGGCUUCUCUGAUAUUACUGGAAUUGAUUAUUCUCCUUCUGCAAUUCAGCUUUCUGGACGUAUUAUAGAGAAAGAAGGGUUAUCUAACAUUAAAUUGAAGGUAGAAGACUUCUUAAAUCUUUCUACAGAGCUGUCUGGAUUUCAUAUUUGUGUUGACAAAGGGACUUUUGAUGCCAUAAGUCUUAAUCCUGACAAUGCAAUUGAGAAGAGGAAGCAAUAUGUGAAAUCUCUCUCUGUGGUGUUGAAAGUAAAAGGCUUUUUUCUAAUAACCUCAUGUAAUUGGACCAAGGAAGAGCUGCUAGAGGAAUUCAGUGAAGGAUUUGAACUUUUUGAAGAGCUGUCAACACCCACGUUUAGCUUUGGAGGCAGAACUGGAAACAGUGUAGCAGCGUUGGUUUUCCAGAAAAAGUGAAACUUUUCCUUGGACAGAUUCAGGUAGCUUUUUAAAAGAAGCUACACAGGAAAGUAACCUGAUACAGAAAAUACAAGUGCAAAUAAAUGCUUAGUAAGUGCACAGGAUACACACGGUGACGAGUUAUAAUGGGAUGGUGAGAAACAAAUCAUGAGGAAGCCAGUGAUUGCUCUUGAGAGAUUGAUGAAGAAUAACGUGUUUUUAUACUUGAAAUGUAAAUGUUUUCUCCUUUGUUUGCCUUAAAAUAAUUUUCUGUAACUGCUAAACAGUUAAAAGCUCUAAAGUAGUAAAUUAAUUUUAUAAAAAGCA
Messenger RNA from Chinchilla lanigera (long-tailed chinchilla), 2567 nucleotides. It is a transcript of the gene Eef1akmt2, whose product is annotated as methyltransferase like 10. Gene Ontology annotation, molecular function: protein-lysine N-methyltransferase activity. NCBI's taxonomy places the organism in Eukaryota, Metazoa, Chordata, Mammalia, Rodentia, Chinchillidae. Gene Ontology annotation, biological process: peptidyl-lysine monomethylation; peptidyl-lysine dimethylation. The coding region runs from base 1536 to 2258 and encodes 240 amino acids. The record is from RefSeq and is a predicted model, not a curated record. Gene Ontology annotation, cellular component: cytoplasm. The transcript has 6 exons.